This is a messenger RNA of Fusarium venenatum, 486 nucleotides long. Its product is annotated as Glyoxalase/Bleomycin resistance protein/Dihydroxybiphenyl dioxygenase. NCBI's taxonomy places the organism in Eukaryota, Fungi, Ascomycota, Sordariomycetes, Hypocreales, Nectriaceae. The record is from RefSeq and is a predicted model, not a curated record.
AUGUCUUUCCAAAGAAUCACCACCUCCCUCUGGUUCCAGGACCAGGCUGAAGAGGCAGCGCAAUACUACACCACGAUCUUCGCCCCCUACUCCGAAAUCACCACUAUUCAACGCAACACUCCACCCGGCCAAGAUGAUAAAAGAGUCAUGGCUGUCGAGUUUGCGCUCCAAGGUCGUACCUUUGUCGCCCUCAAUGGAGGACCAGUUCCUUGGCAAUUCAACGAGGCUAUCUCAUUGAUGGUCAACUGCAAAGAUCAGGCCGAGAUCGAUUACUACUGGGAGAAGCUCAGCAAGAACGGUGAUGUUUCCCGUCAACAGAGUGGAUGGUUGGCGGAUAAAUAUGGCGUUGCUUGGCAGGUUGUGCCCACGGCGUUUAAGGACAUGAUGGGGUCUGGGGACAAGGCUGCUGUGGGGAGAAUGACUAAAGCUAUGAUGAAGAUGAAGAAACUCGACAUCGCAGAAUUGGAAAAGGCAUUCAAGGGUUGA